Thalassophryne amazonica is the source of this 1707-nucleotide messenger RNA. It is a transcript of the gene rangap1b, whose product is annotated as Ran GTPase activating protein 1b. Gene Ontology annotation, molecular function: GTPase activator activity; small GTPase binding. The transcript is spliced from 12 exons. NCBI's taxonomy places the organism in Eukaryota, Metazoa, Chordata, Actinopteri, Batrachoidiformes, Batrachoididae. Gene Ontology annotation, biological process: activation of GTPase activity; nucleocytoplasmic transport. Gene Ontology annotation, cellular component: nucleus; cytosol; perinuclear region of cytoplasm. The record is from RefSeq and is a predicted model, not a curated record.
GACGUCACCGGGUUUCACAUUCCGCCGGCGCGCGCUCCGUGGAGUCCAGAAGAACCGGCGCUUGUUCGCUCACAUUCUGGAACUUUGUGUUGAAUUUGCAGACCUGCACAGAGUCAUGGCCUCAGACAUUUCUCAGCUGGUUGAUGCUUUUUCUAAAACCCACGUCAGUGAUGGAGAACUAAGCUAUAAAGGUCUGGGACCACGCACAGUCAGCUUGUUUGUGCUUUCAGUGGAGGAUCUGGCCCAUGAUAAAAAGGGGUAUCACAAUCUGAGGGCGUUACGUCUGGAAGGGAACACUGUAGGAGUCGAAGCAGCGCGAAUCAUUGCCAAGGCUCUGGAGAGCAAAGCUGAGCUCCAGAGGUGCUAUUGGAAUGACAUGUUCACUGGAAGACUGCGCUCUGAAAUCCCAACAGCACUGAGGCACCUGGGUGGGGCUUUGAUCACUGCGGGAGCCAGACUGACUGAAUUAGACUUGAGUGAUAACGCCUUCGGACCAGAUGGCGUGAAGGGAAUCGAGCAGCUGCUGUUUGUGGGCAGUGAUGCUGCCUGCCUUCACUUGUAGGUAGCUGCAUUGCAUCAACUCUGAUGGCUCCUGUCUGCUUUGUAGAUCCUGGCUGAAGCUCUGAUUGAAUGUCACAGACAGUCAAAGCUUCUCGGUGCUCCGCUCAGACUGACAGUGUUUGUAGCAGGACGGAACCACCUGGAAAAUGAAGGCGCGAGCGCCCUGGCCGAGGCCUUUAAGUUGAUGGGCAGCCUGGAAGAGGUCCACAUGCCCCAGAACGGUAUCAACCAUGCAGGAGUGGUAGCAAUAGCUUCAGCCAUGAGACACAAUCCAGACCUCUGUGUCCUCAACCUGAAUGACAACACCUUCAUCAAGAGGGGGGCGGUGGUCAUGGCACAAGCUCUGAGGCACCUGAGGAAUGUCCAGGUGAUCAACUUUGGAGACUGUCUGGUCCGCUCUGAAGGAGUGGUCGCCCUGGCUGCAGUCCUGAGUGAGGGUCUGCCCAUCCUCAAGGAGUUGAAUCUGUCUUUUGGUGAGAUCACUGAGACAGCAGCACUCAUGGUUGCUCAGGCUGUCAUGGACAAACCUCAUAUGGAGAAACUGGAUCUCAACGGUAACUGUCUGGGUGAGGAGGGCUGUGAUGCCUUAAGAGAAGCUGUGGAGACCAGAGACAAAGCAGACAUGUUGGCGUCACUCAGUGCUGAUGAGGGUGAACCUGAUGAUGAUGAGGAGGACGACGACGAUGAUGAUGAUGAUGAUGAGAUUAGUGGUGACAGUAAUGAAGAAAAUGAAGAUGAGAGUGAAGUCUUGCAGAAGAUCGAAUGACAACACAGUGCUGCACAAUAAGUGGCGAGAUGCUAAAAUCCUGAUGCUGUGCAAAAGAGAGGCGGAGCUUUGCCUUGCAGAGGAGGGGCCACAACGAAUGCUGCACUGCACUGAAAUCUACUCAAAACCAGCUCAAGCAAAGAGAAGCAAUGACUGCUGAUCCUUCUUAUUUUUUAUUGUUUUCUAUAAUUUAUUUUCCAAACAUAUGCUCAUAAAAUAUUUAUGGAAGAGAAAAACAACAAACCCUCAUUUAACAGCUAUACACUGUUUUAUUAUAACAUAACUGCCUGGAAUCUGCUCUUUAAAAUGACUAAUUCUUUACUAUCAUGUCUGUUAUGUUUUAUAUGAAAUACAAUUAAAAUAAAUAAAAGUAAUGUUCA